CCUUAUAUCUUCCUUUUCUACGCCUUUCAUACUCCCUCUCUCUCCAGUAUCUCUCCCGGAUCCGCCGUCUCCUUAUAAAAAUCUAUCAGCUCUACUCUUAUUGCAGAGUUUUCUUCUUCAUUGCUUCUCUCUCGUGAUAACACGAUUGAGAGAUCCAGAUCGUCUUAGUUGUUGAGAUGGCAACAUCAAAAGGUGGAGCCACGGGAUGGUACAGCGCAAAAGUGAAAGCUGUUCCGUCGGGGGACUCUCUGGUUUUAACAGCCAAGUCCAGCAACAAGCCUGGCCCUCCACCGGAAAGGACCAUCACUCUGUCUUCUCUUAUCGCUCCAAGAAUGGCCCGAAGAGGAGGCGUUGAUGAGCCCUUUGCCUGGGAGAGCAGGGAGUUUUUGAGGAAGCUAUGCAUAGGAAAGGAUGUCAUAUUUAAGAUAGAUUAUGCUGUACCUUCCAUUGGCAGAGAAUUUGGGAGUGUGUUCGUAGAUGACCAAAAUGUUGGAGCGUUAAUUGUUUCGGAAGGCUGGGCAAAGGUCAGGGAGCAGGGUCAGCAGAAAGGCGAGGCCAGUCCUUUUCUUGCUGAAUAUCAACUUCUUGAAGAACAAGCUAAGCAAAAUGGUCGGGGACGAUGGAGUAAGGCACCUGGUGCUGCUGAGGCAUCCAUCAGAAAUCUACCUCCCUCUGCUAUUGGUGAUCCUAGUAACUUGGAUGCCAUGGGUCUUCUUGCUGCAAACAAAGGCAGACCCAUGCAAGGCAUUGUUGAGCAAGUUCGUGAUGGCAGCACUGUCCGAGUCUAUUUGCUUCCAGAUUUUCAGUUUGUCCAGGUGUUUGUUGCUGGAAUCCAGGCCCCUUCAAUGGGUAGAAGAGCAGCAUCAGAUACUGCUAUGGAAAAAGGACUAAACUCUGAGCAAAAUGGAGAUGCUUCUGAAACUCAAGCCCCUUUAACCUCUGCACAGAGACUUGCAGUCUCUACAGUAUCUACGGAAGUUGCUCCUGAUCCAUUUGGAAUAGAUGCCAAAUAUUUUACUGAGCAACGUGCUUUAAAUAGAGAUGUCCGUAUUGUCCUGGAAGGAGUUGAUAAAUUCAGCAACUUGAUCGGAUCAGUUUAUUACCCAGAUGGGGAAUCAGCAAAGGACCUGGCUCUGGAUCUUGUAGAAAAUGGUCUAGCUAAAUAUGUUGAAUGGAGUGCAAACAUGAUGGAAGAUGAUGCUAAGCGGCGGCUGAAGAAUGCAGAACUUCAAGCCAAGAAAAGCCGCUUGAGGAUCUGGACAAAUUAUGUGCCCCCUCCCACAAAUUCAAAAGCAAUUCAUGACCAGAACUUCACAGGAAAGGUAGUGGAAGUUGUAAGUGGCGAUUGCAUUAUUGUGGCUGAUGAUUCUGUCCCAUAUGGAAGUCCAUUGGCAGAAAGGCGGGUCAAUCUAUCAAGUAUCAAGUGUCCAAAAAUGGGUAAUCCUCGUAGAGAUGAAAAACCAGAGAACUAUGCUCGGGAAGCAAAGGAUUUCCUGAGACGUCGCCUUAUUGGGCAACAAGUGAAUGUGCAAAUGGAAUACUCUAGGAAGGUUACCAUGGGAGAUGGACCAACAGCUGUUGCUGGGUCUGGGGAUUUGAGAGUGAUGGAUUUUGGAUCAGUUUUUGAGUUGUCUUCUAAUGGGGGUGAUGCGGAUGAAGUGUCACUACCUUCAUCAGCUACUGGAAGUCAGCAAGCUGGGGUUAAUGUUGGUGAGUUGAUGGUUUCCCGUGGCUAUGGCACUGUGAUUCGGCAUAGGGACUUUGAGGAACGAUCGAACUAUUAUGACGCUCUUCUUGCUGCUGAGUCACGUGCUUCUGCUUCGAAGAGAGGAGUGCAUUCUAGCAAGGAACCUCCAGUUACACAUAUAACAGAUCUUACCACGGCAUCAGCCAAGAAAGCUAGAGAUUUCUUGCCCUUCCUGCACCGAAAUAGGAAAAUUUCUGCUGUUGUGGAAUAUGUGCUUAGCGGUCACCGUUUUAAGCUUUUGAUUCCCAAGGAAACAUGCAGCAUUGCCUUUUCAUUCUCUGGUGUCAGGUGUCCUGGUCGCGAUGAACCAUAUUCAGAUGAAGCAAUUGCACUAAUGAGACGUAGGAUAAUGCAGAGAGAAGUUGAGAUUGAAGUAGAAACUGUUGAUAGAACUGGAACUUUCUUGGGAUCCCUGUGGGAGUCAAGGACUAACAUAGCAGUGGUUCUUCUUGAAGCUGGCCUUGCGAAGUUACAAACUUCCUUUGGCAUUGACAGGAUCCCUGAUGCUCAUCUUCUUGAGCAGGCUGAGCUAUCUGCAAAAAAGAAGAAACUGAAAAUUUGGGAGAAUUAUGUUGAAGGAGAGGAAGUCUCUAAUGUACCAACUGUUGAAAGCAAACAGAAAGAAGUGAUAAAGGUGGUGGUUACAGAAGUCCUAGGUGGUGGUCGGUUUUAUGUCCAGUCAGUUGGGGAUCAAAAAGUUGCCUCUAUUCAGCAACAGCUUGCGUCCCUGAAUCUCCAAGAAGCGCCUGUUAUUGGUGCUUUUAAUCCUAAGAAGGGAGACAUUGUUCUUGCUCAGUUUAGUGCGGAUAAUUCAUGGAACCGAGCAAUGAUUGUGAAUGCACCUCGUGGAGCUGUGGAAUCCAUGAAAGACAAGUUUGAGGUAUUCUACAUUGAUUAUGGAAAUCAGGAGGAGGUUACAUACAGUCAGUUACGGCCUCUUGACCCUUCAGUGCCCUUGGCACCUGGUCUUGCUCAGCUGUGCAGUCUUGCAUAUAUUAAGGUUCCAGACGUGGAAGAGGAUUGUGGUCCAGAAGCAGCCGAGUAUUUGAGUGCUCAUACGUUAAGCACUUCAAAAGAGUUCAGGGCUAAGGUAGAGGAAAGGGAUACUUCUGGUGGAAAAGUUAAAGGACAGGGAACUGGGCCAAUUCUCAUUGUAACCCUGGUUGCUGUGGAUUCUGAGAUCAGCAUAAAUGCGUCCAUGGUUCAGGAAGGACUUGCUAGGAUCGAAAAGAGGAAGAAGUGGGACUCCAAGGAAAGACAGAUAGCCCUUGAUAAUUUGGAGAAGUUCCAAGAUGAAGCACGUGCUGAUAGACGCGGGAUAUGGAUGUAUGGAGAUAUCCAGUCAGAUGAUGAGGAAAUGGCUCCUCCUGUUCGAAAGGUUGGUGGUCGUCGAUGACCAAAUUAUUCACUUGAGGUAGACUGGAGAAAAGUGAAACAAAAAACUGCAACUGGCCUGAGAUGAGUUAAGUUAUAGGCAAUAUCAUUCCAUUUUAGAAUGAGAGCAAACAAAUAUUGCAGCUUAAAACUGAAGUUUUGUAUUUUUUUUCUUAAUUUUAUUUUUCAAAAAUUUCCUUUUAGGUGAGGGACAAUUUUUUUUUACACGUCUUAAUAAGGUAAACUAAAUCCAGUUGUUUGAGUUGCGUUGUGAAAAAUUAUAAACAAGUUUUGCUGCGAACUGGAGUUUAUAAUGUUGGUAUUCGUCUUUCUUGGUGCUUUCUCUA
Hevea brasiliensis (rubber tree) is the source of this 3468-nucleotide messenger RNA. Its product is annotated as ribonuclease TUDOR 1. Gene Ontology annotation, cellular component: cytosol; RISC complex; nucleus. Bases 177 to 3143 code for a protein of 988 amino acids. Gene Ontology annotation, molecular function: nuclease activity; RNA binding. Gene Ontology annotation, biological process: regulatory ncRNA-mediated gene silencing; mRNA catabolic process. Lineage: Eukaryota; Viridiplantae; Streptophyta; Magnoliopsida; Malpighiales; Euphorbiaceae. The record is from RefSeq and is a predicted model, not a curated record. The transcript has 17 exons.